UUGGAUUUCUUUUCAGGCAGGUCAUAUUUGUGGUGAUCAACACGACCUGGUUGAUGGUUAUCCUACAGGAUCAGUAAGAAUAUCCUUCGGUUACAUGUCAACAUUUGAAGAUGCUGACAAGUUUCUGGAUAUGAUUGAAAGAUGCUUUGUAACUAAAAACAGUAUUAUAAAAGAUCUCGGUUUGAAAAUGUUAGAAGAAAAUUCAACAAAAAGUACUAAGAUUCUUUCUGGUACACUGGUGAACAUUUUUCUGUACCCAAUAAAGUCCUGUGGGGCUUACAGUCCCAAAACUUCAUGGCAAAUUACUUCGACAGGCUUAAAAUAUGACAGAACCUGGAUGAUAGUCAACUCAAACGGAAGUUGCGUCUCUCAGAAGCAAGUCAAGAGCAUGUGUCUUAUUAAACCUGUUUUAGACCUAGAAAAUAUGAAAUUAAGACUGAAAUUUGAAGGUGCUAAAGAAAUAUCAAUAUCUCUGGAAAUUGAGGAAAAUAGGACUGGAAAUAGUACUACGUUUUGUAAUAGUAAAGUGUGUGGUGACAAAAUCCAAGGGUACGAUUGUGGAGAUGAUGUAGCGGAAUGGUUAUCAGAGAAUUUAAAAAAACCAGGUCUAAGAUUAUUGAAACAGUGUGAUAGAAAUAAAAUAAUAUCCCGAAAAAAAUCGGAAAUAGAGGAUGAGCCACCUUUGUCCUUAGCCAAUAAGGCCCAAUAUCUCAUGAUAAACUCCGCCAGUAUUCGCUGGCUUAAAGACAAAAUCCACUCGGGAUCAGAUCAUAUCUCGUUUCGAUCGUUGGCCAAUAGAUUCAGGGCAAAUUUUCUGGUGGAUUUCGAUAAACCAUUCGUCGAGAAUGCUUUGGAUAGAGUCUUUUUUGGCGACGUUCCUUUUAAAUUUUCAGGUAAGUGUACCCGUUGCCAGAUGAUCUGCAUCGAUCAGGAUUCAGGAAAUAUAUCAAAAGAACCUUUACAAGUAUUAUCUGAUGAAUUCAAUGGCAACAUGUGUUUUGGUAUUUAUUUAAAUAACCAAAACUCCAAUGAAUCAAGGAUUAUUAGUAUUAAAAGUCGCGUUACAGGGCAAAUUAGUUAAUUUAAGUCUGUUUAGUUAAUUAUUUAUAGGUAUUUAAUAAAGAAAAUAAGGAACAUACAG
Messenger RNA from Sitophilus oryzae (rice weevil), 1141 nucleotides. RefSeq names its product molybdenum cofactor sulfurase-like. Bases 95 to 1081 code for a protein of 328 amino acids. Gene Ontology annotation, molecular function: pyridoxal phosphate binding; catalytic activity; molybdenum ion binding. The transcript has 5 exons. Lineage: Eukaryota; Metazoa; Arthropoda; Insecta; Coleoptera; Curculionidae. The record is from RefSeq and is a predicted model, not a curated record.